Messenger RNA from Parascedosporium putredinis, 1716 nucleotides. The record is from the annotation of a GenBank genome assembly. Lineage: Eukaryota; Fungi; Ascomycota; Sordariomycetes; Microascales; Microascaceae.
AUGGUCGCUCUAGCUAGUCGUCUAGCCCUCUUGGGCCUGGGCCCGCCACGGCGGCUACGGCUUCCCAACGUCGUCACCACCACCGUCACUGCCACCGCUACUGCCACGGUGACGGUGACCGCAUGCGCCGCACACUGCGCGCCGCCCUCGACCGUCACCUCGUUCAUCACCAUGCCUCCGGAGUCGUGCAUCCCGCCGUCAUCCAGCCACCCAGCCGAGACCCCGUCCGGUGAACCGGAAUCCAGCACUGCCCCGCCGCCGGUGCAAUCGACCGAGAAGAGCGACCCCGUUCAGCCGUCGGGCUCCGUCGAUGGGACGAGCACCACCACGCUGACGAGCGAGUCGACUUUCGUCUCGACGGUGCCCUUCCCGUCUUCCUCUUCCUCUUCUCACUCCACCUCCUCCGAGGAGGAUGGCGGGCAGUACCCCGAGCCGACGGAGUCCGCAUGGAGCUCGGGGUUCGAAAGCUCGUCUCCCCAACAGCCCACCGAGAGCCACUCUGGUCCUCCUGGUCCCCCAAGCUCGCAUGGCACACCGCCGUCGUCGUAUACCUACGGUCCGGGGCCCUCCACUUCGGGCGUCACGAGCGCUGACGCCGUGCAGCCGUCGUCGACCGGGUCGAAGCCUAGCGAGAGCCAGGGGCCCGGGACUUCGCGUAGCUCUGCGUGUCGAGCGGUGGGCCCAACGUCCCUCGUCAUCAGGGAGCGGCUCGCCCCCACGGGUACUAGUAGUGGAUCUUCCAGCCGGCCUACCUCCCACACGGAGACUGGGAAGACCGGCAGUAGCACCAGGACUGGCACCGGAACCGGCACCGGCACUAGGACUGGCAGUAGCACUAGCACCAGAUUUAGCAGCAGCACCAACACCAGAGUUAGCAGCAGCACCAACACCAGGACUGGUAGCAACACCAACACCAGGACUGGCAGCAACACCGGCACCGGCACCGGCGUCGGGACUGGGACCACAACCAGGGCCAGCAGCCACGGACACCUACUCGGCACCUACUACUACUGCAUCCUCUCAAUCAUCUUCCUCGUCGCGUGGACACGGCACCUCUACGCGAACCAGCGCACGUGCGACAAUCCCUACGGCUGCGAAGACGAGGAGACCCAGGGCCCGAGCACCGGAACGGACACAACCCGUCCCACCCACGCGCCGUCCAGCAGCACCACCACCACCUCCUCGGCACCAGGCACGACGGACGGCUACCCCACCUCGUCGCACGUCAACCCACCCAUCUCCUCGACCGAAGAUUCAGACCCCAUCCCCGGCACAGCCUCGUCGACUUCUCCUCCAACGUCAUCGUCGCCGGGAACAUCUUCGGCCCCGCCCCAGCACUCUUCAUCCCCUCCCGCGUGCGACGGCGACGACGACGACGACGACGACGACGAGCCUGGAACGACCAUUGACUCGAGCUCCCCGAGCAACCGACUCCGGAGCCAACAGGUCCCGAGGAACCGCAGGAACAACCAUUGGCUCGAGCUCCCCGAGCAACCGACCCCGGAACCGACGGGCCCCGAAGAGCCGCAGUAUCCGGACGGGGAAGUGACGUCGACGCAGGACUCGGACCCCGUGGAGGGGACGCCGACUUCGGCGCCAACUACGUUCAAGACUGCCGACACGGACCCGGAGAUGGGUACGGCCACGGGUAUGGUGGGCGGGGAGGGCAUCAUGACGGACACCGUAAGCAUUGGUGAAAAGCAGAAUAUCGAAUAA